AUGCUCCCUCCCGAGUAUACCCUCGAUGAUCCGCGGCUAUAUCGCGUCGAAACAGCCGACCCGCUGACAUUGCUACGCCUCUGCAAAGAGUCAAUCACCCAUUUCCUUCACCGCUACUGGCAGCUACACCCCGGCGAAUCCUUGACGUCAACUUUCAUCGCCCAUGUAUCAAGCCUGGCCAUCUCCUCCACAGCCAUCUACACCGUGCUCGCCCUCGCCCUACUUUUCACCGUGCUCCGCUACGCGCUGCAGUAUGCGGUCGGACGCUGGGUCCACCACCAUCACGUCAGCCCGCUCGUCGCGCACAAGAUAUCGGAAGCCGCCUGGAAAUUGCUGUACUACGGCGGAAUCUGGGCAUACGUCGCUGUGCUGCACGUCGAUCAUCUGAACACCUUCCGGGAUCCAUUGAUCAUGUGGGAGGGCUGGGAAUCGGGCAAAGCGCCGGGAUACGAUAUGUCGGUUGUGGUGCUGUAUGCAAUUCAGACGGGCUUCUACGUGCACUCUGUCUGGGCGACCCUCUACAUGGACCAAUGGCGGCAGGAUUCGAUCAUAAUGCUUCUGCACCAUUUUGUGGCCGUUCUCCUCCUCGCACUGUCCUAUGCGGACAACUACACCCUGGCCGGGGCGCUUGUCUUCUUGCUGCAGGACAAUUCGGACGCGCUGUUGGAGUUCGCCAAACUGUGUGUCUACCUGAAACGGCGCACUAAUGGCGACUACUACCCGCUCGUCGACAUCACCGGAAAGGUCUUUUUGCAGCUGUUCGCAAUCAUCUGGAUGAUCUUCCGGCUAUAUUGGUAUCCUUGCAAACUACUCUACGCUACGAUCUACGGCGGUGUAUAUCUUGGACCACAGGAUUCACCGGUGUUUCCGAUAAUCGGCGGGUUGUUGUUGCUGCUCUACCUGCUGAACGUUUUCUGGUUUAACUUCAUCGCCAGAAUGUGCGUGCGGGUGCUGUCGACCGGGGAAGAUCCCGAGGAUAAUCGCGAGUACGACACGACAGCGCUGAGCGGAAAGUCGGUCUCGCAACGUCUGAAGGAGAUCAAAACAAGAAAGGGCAAAAGGGAU
Messenger RNA from Mesorhabditis spiculigera, 1065 nucleotides. The record is from the annotation of a GenBank genome assembly. Lineage: Eukaryota; Metazoa; Nematoda; Chromadorea; Rhabditida; Rhabditidae.